This is a messenger RNA of Babesia ovata, 588 nucleotides long. RefSeq lists its product as uncharacterized. The transcript has a single exon. The record is from RefSeq and is a predicted model, not a curated record. The coding region runs from base 1 to 588 and encodes 195 amino acids. NCBI's taxonomy places the organism in Eukaryota, Apicomplexa, Aconoidasida, Piroplasmida, Babesiidae.
AUGGUGUACCAUUCGCUGACCGAGCCUCCACGCAACGUCAAGGAGGGUAUUGACUGGUUGAUAGCCCUGAAGGGAGAUGAUGCGAAAAAGAACUUGAAGGCCUUGGGUGAGGCAGUCCACAAAUUUCUCGCAGAUAAGUCCGUUGACAAGAAGGAAGUGCCAGCUCUGGAGAAAGUCAAACUUAUUACUAAGGAGUUCCUCGAGCAAAUGGAGCUCAAGGGGUUGUGCGCUGCAGACACGCUUCAGGGCGAAUUGGAAAACCCUAUGAACACAAACCCUAGCAUAUUUGUGAGGCUUUUCGGAAAUGCCCGCAAAAGUCAUCACGAAAGCUUCGUACAGGCUCAGGGUCUCACUGCUGAAUCUAUCGCGGAGAACAUAGGUCAAGUUGUAGAUGGUUGUGAGAAAUUCUUGGAUGUAAUAAAAAACCCUACGCAGUACAAGCCUGCCUACAGUUCAGAAGUUACGUGGGCCGAAGCAUACGAAAAAGACCCAGAAACCUGUGCGAUUAUCUUCAUUGGGAUCGCGCCAAUGUUAUACGUAGGCAUACGUUCCUUAAAGGAGGCGAGCGCACAUGCAUUAAUGGGAUGA